UCUUGGUAUUGAACCUCACCCGCAUAAAGGCCAUUUCUCAACAUGCCAAACCAACAGAAGAAAAUAAUUUUUUGCACGGCCGGGGUGCUAAGUUUCUUGUGCGCCCUCGGAGUUGUGACAGCUCUAGGGACGCCGCUGUGGAUUAAAGCCACCUUCCUGUGCAAAACAGGGGCUCUGCUCGUCAAUGCUUCAGGGCAGGAACUGGACAAGUUCAUGGGUGAGAUGCAGUACGGGCUUUUCCACGGAGAGGGCAUAAGGCAUUGCGGCUUAGGAGCGAGGCCCUUUCGCUUCUCUUUUUUCCCAGAUUUGCUCAAAGCCGUCCCACUAAGCAUCCACGUCAAUGUCAUACUCUUCUCUGUGAUCCUUGUUGUUUUAACCAUGGUGGGGACAGCCUUCUUCAUGUACAACGCUUUUGGCAAACCUUUUGAAACUCUGCAAGGUCCACUAGGUUUGUAUCUUUUGAGCUUCAUUUCAGGAUCUUGUGGCUGUCUUGUCAUGAUAUUGUUCGCCUCUGAAGUGAAAAUCCACCGUCUCUCAGAAAAAAUUGCAAAUUAUAAAGAGGGGACUUAUUCUUACAAAACACAAAGUGAAAAGUACACCACCUCAUUCUGGGUUGUUUUCAUUUGCUUUUUUGUUCAUUUCCUGAAUGGGCUCCUUAUCCGACUUGCUGGUUUUCAGUUCCCUUUUGCAAAAUCAAAAGACACGGAGACAACCACUGCAGCUGCAGAUCUAAUGUACUGAAAGGCAGACAUUUCUGUCAUUUCCCAAGUAUGGGAGUGAACUCGCUUUGGUCACCUGGAUAUAGCUAAUUUUGUCCAUCAGUUUAGAUGCACAAAUUAAAGCAUUCAACCCUCCAUGGCAAUGUUUACAAAUUAUGUCCUAAGAAUACACACAGAUUGGAAAGUAAGAGGAGCAGAAGGAAGGCUCCCAAAGGUUGUUUUAUCUGGUGCAAAACUGCUUCACCCAGGGAGUGAAGGAGUUGACACGGUGUUAAUUCAUAUAAAUAAUCAAAUGCAAAAAGUCUGCUUCAUCAGCAAGGAAUCUAAAGGCAUGUGGAAUAUAUUUCAAUGUAAAAACAAAUACUAUGUCUGAUACACAUACAUAUUUGUUACCAUAGACACCAGAAAACAACUGGAAUCAUUUUCAUAAUGUGAUAGGGCAUCAAGUGAAUGUUCAUAAAAUGUAUUGGCGUGGUGCAUUUUUUUAAAAAGUUCAUUUAAAUCACAGAGUAUU
Talpa occidentalis (Iberian mole) is the source of this 1233-nucleotide messenger RNA. It is a transcript of the gene CLRN1, whose product is annotated as clarin 1. NCBI's taxonomy places the organism in Eukaryota, Metazoa, Chordata, Mammalia, Eulipotyphla, Talpidae. The transcript is spliced from 3 exons. The coding region runs from base 43 to 741 and encodes 232 amino acids. Gene Ontology annotation, biological process: equilibrioception; sensory perception of sound. The record is from RefSeq and is a predicted model, not a curated record.